CUAGCUCUUCUCGUUCACCAAACAGCUACUAUUCUGCCUUGCUGAAUCUAGCGCCACCGAAUGAAUCGCCAUCAUGACGACCGGAUAUGCUACUUUCAAGGUGGACGGUCUCUCUGAGCCCUGCCAGACUUGGUACAAGGUUUUUGGGGAUCUAACCAAACCCGCAACUCCCUUGAUUAUACUCCACGGCGGACCAGGUGCAUGCCAUGACUAUCUGCUCCCUCUGGCUGAUCUCGCAUCUUCGAUGCCAGUCAUCUUCUACGAUCAGAUUGGAAACGGGCUGUCAACACAUUUGGCCGAUAAAUCUGGUGAUGAGGGUUUCUGGACAGUUGACUUGUUUAGCAAGGAGCUUGACAACCUCAUCUCUCAUCUAGGCCUGAAAGGCCGGCCCAUCAACAUCUAUGGCCAUUCAUGGGGUGGUAUGCUAGCUGCGGUAUGGGCAGCUGCAUUGCCGAGUCCGUCUAACCUCCAUCGUCUGGUUAUCUCCAAUAGCUUAGCAAGCAUGGAUGUAUGGCGAGAAGCGAUGACAGCCUUGCGAAAGCAGCUGCCUGAUGAUGUCCAGGCUGUUCUGGAUCGCGCUGAAGAGACCAAGGAGUUCGAGACCCCUGAGUAUGAGGCGGCUGUCGAAGUCUUCUACAAGAGGCACCUGAGCCUUGCCAGACCAUGGCCAGCGCCAGAAGUCCAAGCUGCACUCGAGUGGUUUGCAAAGGACCCUACUACGUACGGUACAAUGUAUGGGCCAAGCGAGCUCUACAUUUCAGGCUCGCUUCGCGAUUGGACUUGUAUCCCGGAUCUACCCAAUAUCAAAGUUAAAACGUUGCUUAUCAAUGGGACGGAAGACGAGGCUCAAGACGUGGCAAUGCAACCAUUCUUCGACCAUAUCGAGAAGGUGAAGUGGAUUACACUGGAUAAUGCGGCGCACUUUUCCCAUGUUGACCAGCGGGAGAAGUACAUAAAAGUUUUGGGGCCCUUCCUUGAAGAAUAA
Molecule: messenger RNA, 985 nt
Organism: Cryphonectria parasitica EP155
Lineage: Eukaryota; Fungi; Ascomycota; Sordariomycetes; Diaporthales; Cryphonectriaceae
Product: proline-specific peptidase
Exons: 2
Coding region: 74-985 (303 amino acids)
Biological process (GO): proteolysis
Molecular function (GO): peptidase activity
Source: RefSeq, a predicted model, not a curated record